Molecule: messenger RNA, 907 nt
Organism: Syzygium oleosum
Lineage: Eukaryota; Viridiplantae; Streptophyta; Magnoliopsida; Myrtales; Myrtaceae
Product: squamosa promoter-binding-like protein 3
Exons: 2
Coding region: 96-662 (188 amino acids)
Cellular component (GO): nucleus
Molecular function (GO): DNA binding
Source: RefSeq, a predicted model, not a curated record
CUUUCAAUGUCUGCCUUUCAUUCACUAUAUAACAUGCACCUACAAUUCACCCCAUCGCAUCACAACCCUCGUUGGAACACACUACAGCAUCCACCAUGAUCAAUUCCAAGCGUCUCGAAGGGAAGAAAACUUUGGAAGAUGUAAUCGAAGAUGACAUGGACGACGAUGUAGAUGAAGAAGAGGGACAAGGAAACAAUGAAGGUGAGCCCUUUUUACCCGAUGAUGAGAAGAGGAAGAAAGGUCCAUAUGGGAGAAAGGGGUCAAGCGGUUCUCGCGAUGCAUCCCCGCCCUGCUGCCAGGCCGAGAGGUGCGGGACCGACCUGACUGAAGCGAAGCGCUACCAUCGGCGCCAUAAGGUGUGUGAAGUCCAUGCAAAAGCGCCGGUGGUGAUGGUGGCCGGACUGCGUCAGAGGUUCUGUCAACAAUGCAGCAGGUUCCAUGAGCUAAUGGAGUUUGAUGAAUCAAAGAGGAGUUGCCGCAGGCGUCUCGCCGGACAUAACGAGCGGCGCAGGAAGAGCUCUUGCGAGUACUAUGGAGAAGGCUCGAGUCGUAGGAUGUCGGGUCCCCAGUUGAAGGAAAAUCAGUGCAGACCGGCUGAUGCAAGAGGAAGAGGAACUGCCAUCCCAGGGAAUUCAACUUUCAAACACUUCCAGAUAAGAUGAGGCUUCAAUUCCCAUUGUCUACAUGCUCCCUCUCUUCUGUCACCCUAAGAUUACUGUCACCAUAACUAUCUGUGCUGAAGGCAAUGCCUAGGCUAUUUAAAUAAGGUGACCAUUGUGAAGCACCACCGCAGAUGUUGGACUGUUCUCUGGGUUAGGUACUGCUCCUGAAUCGGCUACUUAUUGUAUCAGCGUUUUAUAAUCUGAGUUAUCUCUUGGAUAAAUCAUAUAAGUGACAUGUUUGGUAA